Molecule: messenger RNA, 1023 nt
Organism: Carica papaya (papaya)
Lineage: Eukaryota; Viridiplantae; Streptophyta; Magnoliopsida; Brassicales; Caricaceae
Product: homeobox-leucine zipper protein HDG2-like
Molecular function (GO): lipid binding
Source: RefSeq, a predicted model, not a curated record
AUGUAUUCUAAAAGUUAUGGUGGACGGAAGUGGGCUUUGCUUGAUAUCUCUUUGGCCUUCAUUUACCCCACUCCAUGUAUUGCCACUGGCCUUACAAGAAUCUUAGAUAGUACAACUGAGAAAAACGAGGUGGGACGCUCUUUCGUUACUUGGGUUGAACAUGUUGAAGUGGACAAUCAUGGUGUUCAUCAUCUGUACAAGGACAUUGUUAGCUCCUGUCAAGGGUUUGGAGCCACAAGAUGGAUUUACAGUCUCGAUAGACAAUGUCAGAGGUUAGCAAGCUCGAUGGAGAUCAAUGCUGCCAUAGGUGUAAUUACAAAUCAAAAAGGAAAAGCUGGUAUGUUGAAGCUGGCUGAAAGAAUGGUUUCUAUGUAUUUCAACGGGGUUAGUGCUUCGAAUAACACUGGCUGGGCGAAACUACUCGGAUCUGGAAUUGAUGAUGUCAAAAUAGCGACAAGGUCUAAUGUGGAUGAACCAGGCAGACCAUUAGGCGUUUUACUGUGUGCUACACAUUGCUUAUGGCUUCCUAUUGAAUCAAGAAAGCUCUUCGAUUUCUUUCGUGAUGAGAACAAUCGAAAUAACUGGGAUGUUCUUUGCAAAACUGGAUUUGUUCAGAAAAUUGCUCACAUUGAGAAUGGGAGGGACAGUGAGAACUCUGUCUAUCUUCUUCGAGUGAAUGCUGGUGAUGGAAGCUUGAGCAACACAGUGAUUUUACAGGAAAAUAGCAUAGAUGCAACUGGUUCCUUUGUUGUUUAUGCUCCUAUGGACACCACUAAAGCUUAUAAUAUUCUUGAUGGCGGGGAUCCUCAGUUCACAGCCUUUCUUCCAUCUGGUUUCGCCAUCUUUCCCAAUGGACCAAACAGAUCACUUCUAACUAUUUCUUUUCAGAUUCAGCUCCAUAAAAUUCCUACUGCAAAAUUUUCUGAUGAUUCAAUUGAUGAAAUCAAGAAUUUAAUUGCCGACUCCCUGGAGAACAUCAAGACUGCUGUGAUGGAAGAAGUUGGCCAGUCCUCGGGAGAUUAA